Ziziphus jujuba (common jujube) is the source of this 1777-nucleotide messenger RNA. RefSeq names its product adenylate isopentenyltransferase 3, chloroplastic. The transcript has 2 exons. The record is from RefSeq and is a predicted model, not a curated record. Gene Ontology annotation, cellular component: mitochondrion. NCBI's taxonomy places the organism in Eukaryota, Viridiplantae, Streptophyta, Magnoliopsida, Rosales, Rhamnaceae. Gene Ontology annotation, biological process: tRNA modification; cytokinin biosynthetic process. Gene Ontology annotation, molecular function: tRNA dimethylallyltransferase activity. The coding region runs from base 190 to 1152 and encodes 320 amino acids.
AUUAUGCAAUUGCGCAUUGAAUUGCUUUGCUUCAACUUUUUAAACACCCACAAAAACUGAAAAAUAAAGCCAACAAAAACUUGCUCUCCUUCUGCAGAUAUUAACUAUUUCAAACCUCUUCUUGAUGCCGCGUCCAGCAUACCAAGAAUAAGCGCUCUGAAGUCAGUAUAUAUACAUAUAUAGUUAAAGAUGCAAAUCCUUAGUAAUCAUAUCAUGCAGCCAUCGCGGCUUGUUACAGGUUUCAAACCUCGUGUUCAUCAUCACCAGAAAGACAAGGUAGUGUUCGUACUAGGUGCUACCGGAACCGGGAAGUCCCGGCUUUCCAUUGACCUGGCAAACCGUUUUUUCCCAGCUGAAAUCAUAAACUCUGAUAAAAUUCAAGCAUAUCAAGGCCUUGACAUUGUCACAAACAAGAUCACAAAAGAAGAGCAACGUGGUGUCCCACACCAUUUACUCGGGAUUGCGGAUCCCAAUGCAAAUUUUACGGUAACGGAUUUCUGUGAGAUGACAUUGGUCGCAGUUGAAUCAAUCUCACGCCAUAAUAGCCUCCCAAUCAUCGCUGGCGGCUCUAAUUCCUACAUGGAACGUUUGAUCGAAGAUAACAACUACAAUUUCAAAUCCAAGUACGAUUGCUGUUUCCUCUGGGUCGAUGUUUCUAUGCCCGUUCUCCAUUCCUUCCUACAUUCUCGGGUCGACGAGAUGAUCCGAAAUGGGAUGGUCGAUGAGGUCAGGAGCUUCUUCGAUCCCAACGCCGACUAUUCCACAGGUAUUAGGAAAGCGAUUGGUGUUCAGGAAUUCGACGACUUGCUUCGAAAUGAACCCUUUUUGGAUGACAAUUCUAAGGCUCGUUUGCUCCAACAAGCUAUUGACGAAAUCAAGGCCAACAACUGUACGUUAGCAAGACGGCAAUUGGAGAAAAUCCGACGGCUUAGAAUGAUAAAGGGGUGGAAUCUACUCCGUUUAGAUGCUACGGAUGUGUUCCGAAAGCGAGGGAAAGAUGCCAAUCAGGCAUGGGAAAAGCUUGUGGUGAACCCUAGUGAGGCCAUUGUUCGUCGAUUCCUUUACGGUCUUAAGGCCACCGAUGUGCCUUCCAGUAUCCCGGCCAUUCCUGCUCCGACACGUGGACCAGCUGUGGCAGCUGCGUCUCUUUGAAUUAUUUUCACACCACUUUACUUGGGAAUUUUAUUUUCACUAUGAUGGGAAAGAAGCCAAUCGGCAUGGGAAAUGCUCGUGGUCGACCCUAGUUCGUCAAUUCGUUUUCGGUCUUAAAGGCCCCUGAUGUCCGAGCCAUUGCUGUGCCGACACGUGUCUCACUGAAUUAUUUUCACCACCUUAUUUAGGAAUUUUAUUUGUCCAUUAAAUUUAUUUAUUAAAUAAUAUAUUAAAGAUCGAAAAUUUUAUGGUGAGGACGGUUCGCAUGAGAAUCACAGUGUUAGUAACAGUUUUUUAUAGUAUUAACGAUCGAUUUCUUAGAAAAUCAUCACCAAUACUAUGAAAAACCAUCACCAAUACUAUGGUCCGUAUAAGGACCGUCCGCAUCAUAGAUGGACUGUAUUAAAGAUAUUAUUAAAUGAUAAAUUUAUAUUAGUUAAUAUAAAAAAUAAAUUUUUAGUCAAAUAAAUAAAUUAAAAAAUAAUUAAAUAACAUUAUAUUAUUUAUAAAUAAAUUUGAUGGACAGUAGAUAAAUGUAGUGUAAUUAUUUUUGUAAGAUUUGCCGUUUGGCAGGGGGAUUUGCGGGAAAAUUUUUGCUAUCAGUUUUUGUGUAAUAAAAAAAAAA